UUCCAGCAUGAAAAGACUUGGCAUCGUUUGUGGUGUGGUUUUGCUGUGUAGCUGCGUAGCAGUUCAGGCAGCACUGUACGAAGCCAUAAUGACCAGCUUCGAAGUGAUACCGGGGGAGAUUGCGGACGUGAUUGACUAUGGCACGGUGCGAAUGACGCGCAAAGGACGCAACACCUUCAGCAUUUUGGGAUCGUUUACACUUUUCAUAAAUGUAGGCGACGAGGCACAGAUAAUGUGGGAGGCCUACAAGUUGGAUCGAUCUGGGAAUAAGAAUAAAUAUGGUUCAGGAUCAGGCAGGUUGUGUAAGGUGCUCGCAGGCGAUGAAUUCGUCUAUCCGAGUUUGCUGGAAAAGUCGAACUUUCCACCGAGGGAUACCUGUCCGUUUCCGAAGGGCAACUACACGAUCUAUGAUUACGUGCUGGAUGACAAGAGCCUUCCACCAUUCGUUCCCGCCGGUGAGUGGCUGAUGGAGAUGAAAAUGUUUCGCGAUGGUUUGCUGGGCGGUGGAUAUGCAGUGCAAUUUACUAUAAAAUAAAUGCAGCAAGCUCGGUUGAGGGUUUCAAGGGGAUGAAAA
Molecule: messenger RNA, 574 nt
Organism: Anopheles darlingi
Lineage: Eukaryota; Metazoa; Arthropoda; Insecta; Diptera; Culicidae
Gene: CheA7a
Exons: 3
Coding region: 8-535 (175 amino acids)
Source: RefSeq, a predicted model, not a curated record